Benincasa hispida (wax gourd) is the source of this 1558-nucleotide messenger RNA. It is a transcript of the gene CYT1, whose product is annotated as Glucose-1-phosphate adenylyltransferase family protein. Gene Ontology annotation, molecular function: GTP binding; mannose-1-phosphate guanylyltransferase (GTP) activity. Lineage: Eukaryota; Viridiplantae; Streptophyta; Magnoliopsida; Cucurbitales; Cucurbitaceae. Gene Ontology annotation, biological process: GDP-mannose biosynthetic process. The record is from RefSeq and is a predicted model, not a curated record.
UUCAAUUCGCAUAUUUAUGGAGGCCGAUAAGGCUUGCCUUUUUCCCUCGGCAGGCUUCCAGCGAUCAGAACCCGACGGGACCAACCGUUAAGAUCCCACCGCGGGAAAAACUCUGAAACGAGCGCUCUCGCGGUCCGUUCACAAGUCGCAGCAAUUCCACUUCAUUUCCGUUUCAGCUCGGGUUCUGAUCCCCGUAGAUCUACGAAAGCAGAAAUCACCGUAUCACGAUGAAGGCACUUAUUCUUGUUGGAGGAUUUGGAACUCGUUUGAGGCCAUUGACCCUCAGUGUCCCCAAGCCACUUGUUGACUUUGCGAAUAAACCCAUGAUCCUGCACCAGAUAGAAGCUCUCAAGGCUAUUGGAGUGGAAGAAGUGGUUCUGGCAAUCAAUUAUCAGCCAGAAGUAAUGUUGAAUUUCUUGAAAGAAUUUGAGAAAAAGCUUGGAAUCAAAAUCACAUGCUCUCAGGAGACAGAACCACUUGGAACAGCUGGCCCUCUGGCCCUUGCAAGGGACAAACUGGUAAAUGAUUCAGGCGAGCCAUUCUUUGUCCUCAAUAGUGACGUUAUCAGUGAGUACCCACUUAAACAAAUGAUUGAAUUCCACAAGAGUCAUGGGGGAGAGGCAUCAAUCAUGGUAACCAAGGUGGAUGAGCCUUCCAAAUACGGUGUGGUGGUCAUGGAAGAAUCUACAGGGAAAGUUGACAGGUUUGUCGAGAAACCAAAACUAUUUGUGGGCAACAAAAUCAAUGCGGGAAUAUACCUGUUAAACCCCUCUGUUCUAGACCGAAUUGAACUGAGGCCAACAUCCAUUGAGAAAGAAGUGUUUCCUAGCAUUGCCGCAGAACAAAAGCUUUAUGCAAUGGUACUGCCAGGGUUUUGGAUGGAUAUUGGACAGCCAAAAGAUUAUAUUACAGGAUUAAGACUUUACCUAAACUCUUUGAGGAAGAACUCUUCAUCAAUGUUGGCCGUUGGGUCUCACAUUGUAGGGAAUGUUCUGGUGGAUGAGACUGCUAAGAUUGGUGAAGGAUGUCUGAUCGGUCCAGACGUUGCCAUUGGUCCUGGUUGUGUUGUUGAGUCGGGAGUUAGGCUAUCUCGAUGUACUGUAAUGCGUGGAGUGCGCAUCAAGAAGCAUGCUUGCAUAUCGAGUAGUAUCAUAGGCUGGCAUUCUACGGUCGGACAAUGGGCACGUGUAGAGAAUAUGACAAUACUAGGAGAAGACGUUCAUGUGGGUGAUGAAAUUUACAGUAAUGGUGGAGUUGUCCUGCCGCACAAAGAAAUCAAAUCUAGCAUUUUGAAGCCUGAAAUAGUAAUGUAAAGGUGUGUGUAUUUGCAUAUUAGUGGGAUCCCUUUUUGAGAGCAGUGUCUUAACGUUGUCGUGAUCGAAUUUUACUAGUUUUUCUUUUUUCUUUCCUUCUUCUUCAUGGGCGCAGCGUAAUGUCAGUGUCUGCUAGUUCAAGUUCUGUGAGUGAAGGGUCAAUUUCCUUUAUCAAAGGACGUUUCUUGUCAUGGUCAUACAAUGUAAUAUUUUUGUGUAUAUAGGGGAAAUAAUUUAUUGAUAAA